Messenger RNA from Leptosia nina, 1965 nucleotides. Lineage: Eukaryota; Metazoa; Arthropoda; Insecta; Lepidoptera; Pieridae. The record is from the annotation of a GenBank genome assembly.
AUGGCUUCUAUAAAAGCAUGUAGAGUGUGCUUAGAUAUGGAUGCAAAGCUUUGUGAGAUGCCACUGAAAACAGAACACUAUUAUGAACUAUUGACAGGAUCAGAUGGCAAAAGAAUUGGUCUACCAAAAUAUCUGUGUUAUGAAUGUGCAGCACUUUUGAUGAGGUUCUAUUUGUUUAGACAGAAGAGUCUCCGUGGUCAGACUGUGUUACAUGGGAUCCUACAAAAUAAUAGAAAGAUAACAGAAAAACAUAUUAGGCAGGUGGAUAGGAAAAGCUUGCACCUCAUUUCAAAUUUAGCUAAACAUUCGGCCACAUACAUUAAUAUCACUUGUGAUUCCACAAUAGAUGAAGAUGUUCAGUUGAAACUUGAAAAUUGUAGAGUGGACAUCAAUGAGCAAAUAGAUGAUGAUUUUAAUGAUAACCAGGACUUUGACUGGCCAAGUGAUGAGGAGAAUCAUAAAGAGAAAAUUAAGAAGGAAAUGGCUGUAUCCAUUAGCAUUAAGAAGGAAGUGAAAGACGAGGAUGAUAAUUUACCACUUUCAAAAUGGAAGAAAUCACGAAAGAGUAAAAAGCUAGAUGCGCCCAAGAAGAGACGAGGAAGACCGGUUCGUGCCCUCAGACGAAACACGAAUUUGCCGUUGGAUGCAGUGUCGCAGGAGGACUUCGAUAAAUAUGUUAAUGUUGUCAACUUAACGAUGACUGAACAACAGGAGGAAGUACGCAAGCGUCGCGAGUCGAAAAAUUAUCAGAACGCCACAUUCAGGUGCGAGAUUUGUUUCAAAGGUUUCCUGGACUCUCGGACCUGGCAAAACCAUACAAAGAACCAUGUUGAGGGUUUAGUGGAAUGCGACAUUUGCAAACUGCGUUUCAAGAACAAAUACACAGUCGGAAAACAUUUGAGACGCCAUGGCACCAAGUUCCAUUGUACUGUGUGUCCAUAUAUAUCAUCAGCUGUACAUCAAGCUAAGCAGCAUAUUUUGUGGCACAAAGGUGUGACUUAUGCAUGCGAAUAUUGUGAUGAUGUAUUUACGCAAUGGAUGUCAUAUAUGACGCACGUGCGUUUGAAACACCCGUCAGAUGUGGUUUGCGGUUUCUGCGGGUACACGUUUAUUUCACAACUCGGCCUACUUCAGCAUAAGACAAUCACACAUCGCAAUCAAGAUGAAAAAAGCGAGAUAGAGGAGAACUCCGAAGCACCAUACUGCGCUCUUUGUGACGUAAAAUUUGCGUCUAACGAAGCGUACAGUAGACACAUGGUUACUGCGAGGAAACACGUCGAGACUAACGAAAAUAAGAACGGUUGCCGGCAAUGCGGUCUUGCGUUCAAAACUAGCGACGAGUUGCGCGUACACAUGCGCACUUCGCACGAGCGACGCCCAUGGACACGCAAUGAAGGUAGUAAGAAGGGUGUAGAUUCGAGGACGUACCCAAUGCAGUGUCCUCAUUGUCCACAACAGAUACAGAAUGCGCGCGCAUUCUUCUGGCACUUCAAGAAAGUCCACCCAGACAAAGAGUAUCCAAUUGAGAAAGGGCAUGUUUGCGAAAUAUGCGGGAAAGCCUUCACGAAAAACGCACUACUCUCCUACCACAAAUUGACGCAUUCUGGCGAACGCGCUUUCAAGUGCGGCCAAUGCGGCAAAGCCUUCCACAUCCGGCGCAACUUGCUGCUACAUGCUGCUGUGCAUUCGGAGCAGCGGCCGCACGUGUGCACUGUGUGCGGGAUGCGCUUCAAAUCCAAAACUGUCUUGGACAGGCACUAUAGGGUCCACACUGGCGAGAAGCCGUACCAGUGCGACGUUUGCGGCAAGUCGUUCACGCAGUCAAACAGCUGUCAACUGCACGUGAGGACCGUUCACCUGAAGCAGCCGGCACCGUACGUCAGUCGAGCGAGAAGAGAAAAACAAAACAAAGCCCUCUCGCAACCUAACAAUCAAAUUCUUUUACCUCCUAAUAUUGUUAAUUAG